CAUUCAGCUACAGACGUGACAAGAACUCUGAGAAAGUUGGAGACUCACUUCAAGGACAUAUAUCGAGGACAUAUAUCUUCUCAUUUUCAAGCACAGCAAACUAACCAUGGCACCCAUUUUACUGAACUGCGCGGGAAAGGAGGAUGAAGACUAUAUCAAACCACAACUUCAUGUGAAGAAUCCCCACUUGGACUCCAUGGAAGAGGACAUCCUCUACCACUUCAGCCUGGGAACCAAGACCCACAACCUGCCGGAGAUGUUUGGGGAUGUCAAGUUUGUGUGUGUUGGCGGAAGCGGCAAUCGCAUGAGGGCUUUUGCCAAGUUUAUGCACCAGGAGCUGGGCUUGCCUGGGAACACGGACGAGAUCACUGAUAUCUGUGAAGGAACAGACCGCUUUUCCAUGUACAAAGUUGGGCCCGUGCUUUCUAUCAGUCAUGGCAUGGGUGUGCCUUCCAUCUCCAUCAUGCUCCACGAGAUGAUCAAGCUGCUCCAUCAUGCAGGCUGCCAUGAUGUCAACCUUUUCCGUCUCGGCACCUCAGGAGGAAUUGGUAUUUCCCCAGGUACUGUGGUGAUCACAGACAAAGCAGUGGACUGCUUCUUCAGACCCCAGUUUGAACAGGUGAUCCUGGGGAAGGUGGUCAUCAGGAGCACAGAGCUGGAUGCGGACUUGGCCAAGGAGCUUAGCCAGUACGCCAGUGAGAUGCCUGAACUGCCCACCUUCAUUGGGAACACUAUGUGCACCAGUGAUUUCUAUGAAGGUCAAGGCCGGCUGGACGGAGCUCUGUGCUCCUUCUCCACUGAGGAGAAGGUGGAGUACCUGAGGAAAGCCUAUAACGCUGGUGUCAGGAACAUUGAGAUGGAGUCCACUGUGUUCGCUGCCAUGUGUCACAUGUGCAACCUCAAAGCUGCUGUGGUCUGUGUGACUCUGCUGAACCGCUUCGACGGAGACCAGAUCUCCACGCCCCAUGAGGUGCUGACGGAGUACCAGCAGAGGCCCCAGAACCUAGUCGCCCAGUUCAUCAAGAAGCGCCUGGGUCUGAUUGUCUAAACGUAGAGCCACAAGCGUCCUGAUCUGUUGAUCUGUGUAUACCGUAAAUCCUCAAAUAGUGGCCGGGGCUUUUAUUUACUUAGGCUGCACAGCGC
Clupea harengus (Atlantic herring) is the source of this 1143-nucleotide messenger RNA. Its product is annotated as uridine phosphorylase 2-like. The record is from RefSeq and is a predicted model, not a curated record. Gene Ontology annotation, biological process: uridine catabolic process; nucleotide catabolic process. Gene Ontology annotation, molecular function: uridine phosphorylase activity. Gene Ontology annotation, cellular component: cytosol; cytoplasm. NCBI's taxonomy places the organism in Eukaryota, Metazoa, Chordata, Actinopteri, Clupeiformes, Clupeidae.